Setaria italica (foxtail millet) is the source of this 1707-nucleotide messenger RNA. Its product is annotated as retinol dehydrogenase 12. The transcript has 8 exons. Bases 169 to 1377 code for a protein of 402 amino acids. The record is from RefSeq and is a predicted model, not a curated record. NCBI's taxonomy places the organism in Eukaryota, Viridiplantae, Streptophyta, Magnoliopsida, Poales, Poaceae.
GCACAGCUGGCGUAGCUGUGUCCGUGGCGGCAGCCGGCAGCACACACAGAUGAGAUCGCCAUCUCGACCCACCACUGCACAGUCCACCCCCACACCUCGCCACGCCGCCAUCCUCUCUCCGCAAAGAUUCGAUUCCCGUCGCCCCUCCCUCCUCCUCCUCCUCCCCUCAUGGCCGGCGACCUGCGCCACCGCCGCGCGCCGCCGCCGGAGGACGGGGACGAGGGCGCCUCCCCCGCCGAGGAGUCGGCCGCCGCCGUCGAUAACGGCAAGGAGGGGGCGGGAGAGCGGAAUGGGAAGAGGGAGGCGCUCGGGUGGCUCGAGUGGGGCCGCGGCUGGAUGGCCAUCGUGGGGGAGUUCCUCUUCCAGCGCAUCGCCGCCAGCCACCUCGCCAACCCGCUCGAGCUGCCCCCGCUCGACGGCGUCUCCAUCGUCGUCACAGGCGCCACCAGCGGCAUCGGCCUCGAGAUCGCGAGACAACUUGCACAGGCUGGGGCACAUGUUGUUAUGGCAGUUAGGAGACCCAAAGUGGCGCAAGAGUUGAUUCAGAAAUGGCAGAAUGAAAAUUCAGAAACAGGAACACCACUAAAUGCUGAGGUGAUGGAGCUUGACCUGCUUUCCCUUGAUUCGGUUGUAAAAUUUGCUGAUGCUUGGAAUGCUCGUAUGGCACCCCUACAUGUGUUGAUCAACAAUGCUGGAAUCUUCGCUAUAGGAGAACCUCAGCGUUUUUCAAAGGAUGGUCAUGAAGAACACAUGCAAGUAAACCAUCUUGCACCUGCAUUACUGGCGAUGUUGCUUAUACCCUCCCUUCUCCGUGGUUCUCCCAGCAGAAUUGUUAAUGUUAAUUCAAUUAUGCACACUGUAGGUUUUGUUGACGCUGAAGAUAUGAACUUGAGAAAGCGGAAAUAUAGAAGUUGGUUGGGAUAUUCAAAUAGCAAGUUAGCGCAGGUAAAAUUUAGUAGCAUGCUUCAUAAGAGAAUCCCUGCAGAAGCUGGCAUCAAUGUUGUUUGUGCUUCCCCUGGGAUCGUCGACACGAAUGUUGCAAGAGAUCUUCCUAAGGUUGUUGUAGCUGCCUAUCAUUUGAUUCCCUACUUCAUAUUUAAUGCUCAAGAAGGUUCUAGGAGUACACUAUUUGCAGCAUCUGACCCCCAAGUUCCAGAAUACUGUGAGAUGCUUAAGUCUGAAAACUGGCCUGUCUGUGCUUGCAUCUCAUACGAUUGCAAUCCAAUGAAUGCAUCUGAAGAGGCACACAACCUUGAAACGUCGGAGCUGGUUUGGGAGAAGACACUUGAGAUGAUUGGCCUUCCGCCAGAUGCCCUGGAGAAGCUCAUCGCUGGGGAAUCGGUUCAGUGUUGUUAUGGUCAACAGGAGGCAGAAUAGAAUAUCACACAGAGUCAAAUCAUACCGCUUUUAGUUUGCAGUUAGUGGUGGUUUGUUCCUGUUCUUGAUUAGAGCACCUUUGUUGUAUCUUUCUGAUCCUGAAUUUGAAGGGGGAAAACACACUGAGGAAGAGAGAGAAGAAAACUGAGUUUGUUAAAAGUUAUGCAUGUUUGUUCUAGUUUGAGGUAAUGGGGAGGAUUUUUUUUAAUUUGCGCAAAAAGGAUAUUGUAAAGAGUUGUAGAAAUACAUUUCCCCUGUUAUUUGUGAUCACUGAUCAAUGAUAGUGCUAUACUUGAAACAAGAAUUGAAGAGAUACCUAUUCUGAGUUAA